CAUUCACCGCAACAACCAUGAUUAAUGUUCGAUGUUAUUUUAUGUAACUCAUCUGGAUUUCUGCUCAUUGUAUAUUUGAUGGCAAACAGUGAAUAUUUUAAUUUGUUGCGCUCUACUAUACACCAUUGUGGGUUGAUGACAGAGUUAAUACUGUGGAGAAAUCCUGUGGUUUCCGAAGGGGGCUUUUGUAUCGAAUAACAGCCCAGCUGACGACCACCCGUUCAGUCCUACGACGGAUAUAUCGACUGCGGGAAUGGAACUUUUCUUCGCGAUUGUGAGGUUACAAAGGGACAAAUAUGUUGUGAUCGGUUCGUCAACGUGCCAUCCUGAAUCCCGGUGAUGGUAAAGUCUUUCGGUAGAUAUGGUGAAAACGGAGAGAGUGAUAAUGUGGAGGAUUACCCUGUAUGGAAGGACUUCGAAGGCUGCCAAAUGCCCGGCGGGUGUUCUCUUGAUGUUCUCUGUCGUUUUGUUGCUGUCUGGACGGACAUUGUGUCAAAGACCAACACACACAUCGAACCGAAAUUCCAUUGAAAGUAGCAAACCACAAUCUCAGGCUAUUAUUCAGGUCCCCAGUUCGGAUGAAUCUCAACAUUUACUACGUACCGGUGAAAUUAUUAACUACAAAUCGGCGGGUAGCGGACGCAACAGGCCGGAUGAAAACAAACUGCGGCGAGUUCCACGUGUUGGGAUAGACAGAGUAUGUUCCAAACAUGACUUUGAGUGUACCAAAGAUAAGAUCAGUAUGGAUGCGAUCAUCAUGUUACACAGUCUGCUAGAUGAUGAUCGCAAUGGUAAUGUGGACCAGUCAGAAAGCGAUGAGUUUCUGCGAGACGAGUUACAGUACACAGAUGGGUUUGAACGAAAUAUGUUGUUCCACGGUGGGGAUAAACUAAUCAGUGUGGAUGACCUGUGGCGAACAUGGAAGCUGUCUUCAGUGUAUAACUGGACAGUGGAUGAUGUGGUGGACUGGCUUGUCUAUCAUGUGGAAUUGCCCCAGUAUGUGGAUAUCUUCAGGCUCAAUAUCGUGGAUGGCACACAGUUACCCAGACUUGCCACGAACACCCAUCAUUAUAUCAGUGGAGUUCUGGGGAUUAAGAACCCUGUGCACAAACAGAAGCUGUCUGUCAAAGCUAUGGAUGUUGUUUUGUUCGGGCCUCCAAAAAAAGCGCACAGUUACAUAAAGGACGUGGCUGUAGUGGCGUCUCUAGUCAUAGCGUUAGGGGGUUGCUGGUUUGCCUACGCUCAACACAAAUACUCGCAAAACAACGUCAAGCGCAUGAUGAAGGAUAUGGAGUCACUACAGAAGGCUGAGGAGUCACUCAUUGAGAUGCAAAACAAGCUGGAAAAAGCAGAACAAGAACAGCUAUCUGUGAGCCGAGAAAAGAAAAACCUGGAGGAAAAAUACAGAGAUGAGAUAGAGGCAGCUAAAGCUGAAGCAGAGCGGUUAAAAAAUGCUAGAGAAGGAAGUCUAGAAGAAAUGUCGCGGUUAAAGUUGGCGGAAGAAGAACUAAAACAGGUGCGAUCAGCCUUAAAACGAGCAGAGAAGGAAAUAGAGUCACGAGAGGCAGGAGCCCCGUCGGAACUUCAACCAUACUUACAAUUAACCCACGAGAUAGAACUAAUGCAUUACCAUGCCAAGCGCCAUGCAGCAGAACGCCAGCUCAUAUCAGCCAGAGAGGAGUGUGAGCGAAUUCGUAAGAAGAGAAACACAGUGAUGGGAGCGAUGAGAAUGGCGCACAGUAACUCCAUGGAUGAAAUUGAUCAGAGGAUAGCCAAUGCGAGGGCAGCCCUUGAGGAAGUUAGAAUCACAUUACAGGAGCGAUUGCACCGCUGGGGCUUCCUAUAGAACACCUCUGUGGCUUCUCCAUCGUAACAAACCCAGGGCUAUCCGCUCUCUGUGGCCUGUUACAGAGAAGUGUCACCCCGUCAGGCACUGUAGCCUAUGGAGCUGCGCGGGUCGCUCUGCCUGUCCCCUUGCUGGGUCCAGUUAAUCUAGAUGAUGCUGAUGAGGAUCUGCCCCCAUCUUACACCAGCGCUACAGCUACUUUGUACAACUCUGCUUAUAUUAAUGGUUGUCUAAAAUCAUUUCACCCUUAUUCAGUUGUUAGUCCGUUGGAGACGUUGAAGAAAAAGUCCCCUUCAUCAAACACAUUAUCCAAACGUACAACCAUCAAAGAUGUUCGAAGACAUUCAUUGGCCACCAUAAGUGAUUCUGAAACAUCCAGACCAGUAACUCUGUGACACCGGAGGGAAGAGUUACAUUUGAUCUCGGUGAAAACUCUGACAGUUUGCGAGGCAAGAGUUUACCUCGUCAGUUGUAUACCAAUGGCAUAUCUGCGAGGAAUGGUAAAGAAAUGGUCACUACAAGAGGCCCCUCGAAGGGUAUGACAAAGUCCAAGUCCCAUUUUCUGAUCGAUGGUCAGCAACGGGCAGAGAAUGGCUGUGGGGAUCUGUCUUCACAUCAUUCGGUGCCAAAUCUCAGUGACCACAGACCUGGGGAGCCCAACCGGCCUAGAGUGAAUUCCAACAGCUCGAACCGGUCAGCCAACGUGCAGAGGGAGGACAGCUACUCUGGCACCGAGUCCACAGAUAGCACCGAUAAUGAUCGCAAGAAAGACAAGGAGAAAAAGCGCAGGAAAUUUCUGCACAAUUUCCUGAAGAAAGAGAAGUCCUCCUAGAAAAAAAGCCAAUUGACAUUGUCAGAUCAGAAACCUUUCUAUAAAGAUACAAGGAUAUUUGUGAUACCUUAUUUAUCAUGUGUAAGCUGUUUUUAAUUUAUUGUCUAUGUCUUUGACAUGUUUGGUUUUAUUUUUUGAUGUAGAAAUUACAUGUAUAGUUUUCUCCACUUUAUACCUGUCUCCUUGAAAUCUUCUCCUCUAUCAUAAAAGGUUAGUUUAUGCUCUGUCAGGAUACUGUACUUUGUACAUGUCAAUCGUCUUUGGGUGUUUUUUUUUUUUGUUUUUUUUUUUGUGUCAAAGUGGAUUUUAUUUGGAAAAGUUAAAUGUUUUUGUUUUCAUAACUUAAAUGUAGCUCUUUGUGUAGAUAGUUAAUGGGGUAGUUAUUAGGACAAAUUUUUGAUGUUUAUUAUUUUCUGUCAAACUCAGUUGUUUGUUGUACAGUGUCACAUGUGGUCUGUUGAAGUGUACUGAGAAAUGAAUAUGCAUAUACAAUGCGUUGUCCCUAGUGUAACAAAGUCUGAUAUGUUUUCUGGUGCCUGAGAUGUCUACUGUCCUAUUUCUGUGCAGAUUCCCUGUUAGUUAGUCUCUCAAAACGAUGACUGUCUCGCAUUAUCUGGCAUCCUGCAGACAGUCUUGCAACAGAUGCAUCACAAAGUUCAAACACACAGUUGACACAUGGCUGUUCAAAAUGGUAUUUCCAGGCACAUGAGCCCCAACCAGUACAUGCUAGUGAGCAGGAACUUUAUAAUAGAUGAACGCAUAUCAGACUUUAGACUGAGUCAGUUUGCUCACAUCAGGUGCAUGUUGUUGCUGUAUGUGGGACUUUCACACAGUUCUGUUCUAGGACCGUCUCCUGGAUGACAGGUAGCACAAAACAGUGAGAUUUUGUGAGACUGUACUGAUUUGUGUACUUCCACUGAUCUUGUAAAUACUAUUGACUACCUUAAUGUUCGGUAAAGUGUCGUUUUCUUCUGUUCAUUGAUGUAAUCCAUGUUUGAUUUAGAUUUAUUUUUUGGUAGACUUUUUCUUUGAAAUAUUUUGAUGUUGUGUCAUGUUUGUAUUGUGGAAUUAUUGUUGUCGUUGACCAGUAGAACCGAAUUUGUGUUGGAUGAACUAUUGAGAGUUACAUGUACCUAUUGUAAGACAUUCCUUAAGGCUCACAAAAGCCCCUUAUUUCUCCCUAGCUCUAGGUGUACAUAUUUAACCCUGUAUUGUCUGAUGUGGACAUGUGUUUUUGUUUUGUUUCUGAUAAUGGUCAUUUGUAAACUACAGCAACUCAACCAUGUUCAUUUUGUAAUACAUGUGACUAUGUUUGGUGAAGAGUACAAAGAUACAAGAUAAACAUGUGUCUGUGUCAAACCUGUUUUAUUCCAUGAACACAAUUCUGAAAUGCAAUAGUAAUGAAUCUUAGUGUACAUUUUGAGCAACUACAUGUAGACCAUACAAGAGUAAACAGUCUUGUCUUCUUAAUCUUCAUGAUUCCUGGCAAAGGGUAACAAUAAACAAUACCUGAACUACUGUAUUUGACCCAAAAUUUCUUUCGUAAGCUCCUCUUUUUGCCCUUUGUCAGAGUACUGUUCAUCUUUCGAGGUUUGAGCAGAGGGUAAGAUGAUAUCUUAAUGGAAAAUGUAAGUUAUACCAUUCAAUACCAAUAUUUUAUAACCUUUAUUUGCUUUAAAAAUACAUUUUUGGGGGGAAUUAUGAGGGUGAAUACAGUCAGUAGUUGUACUAAGCAGUUAUGUAACUAGAUGUAUAGCAUGUAUUCCUCUUCCAUUGUGGCCAAACAAGGUACAGAGUGAAUUUUUCUUUCUUUCAUUGAUGAACAUCACAGUCAAGUCAAAUUCAACAUGAAUUUAUCUUUGGAUAAAUGAAACUGCUGCUGUUUAGUAUUUAGCCUGUUUAUUCCUAACAUUUAGGAAGAUUCUUUUUAAUAUGUUGACAGCUUAGGCAGAGCAUGCAAUUGUUGUUGAUGCAAUAUUUACUGUCAACACUGGUCAGUCUGGCAGUUAUGUUUCAGGUUUGUUAUGAGUAUCUAGACAUUGCGUGGGCAUUUUACGAAAUAGAAUAAACAUCAGGAGAUGGAGUUAAUUAGCUGAUGUGAGCCUGUUUUUACUCUGACUGGACAGUGUAUGUAGGAUCGCUGUGGUUCAUUGUGUAUCUGUUUCCUCAAGCUAAUAGAUUGUUUGUAGUGGUGACAUCUAGUAAGGUCAAAUUACAUUUGAUGUUUCUGGUUUCAGUGAUGUUAUUGGGUGCAGUGCUAUAUCACCUGACUAUAUAUCACUUCUGGUCACCACAGGUAUAUUGUAUUAAAGGUGUAGAAAACAGAAAAAUUACAUGAAGUUCAGAUGAAAGAGUGAGGAAAGUUAGUUGCAAAUGUGGUCUUCAACUUUUUUUUCAGUUUUUCUGUAAAAAGAAAAAGACACUAGAAAAUAAUUUUUGUAUGGUGGGUAUUUGGGACCAUCUUUUGGUAUAUAUAAUCCUUGUGAAAUAAUGUUAUAAAUGAAGAUGUAACACAUGCUUAAUAAAUACAUUUGCGCUAGAUUUUAGUUCUUUCUGCAAACAAAUGUGUUCAUCAUGGAUUUUGAUCAGAUUUAUAUUUUUAUUAUAUUCAUAAAUAUUAUCAUAAUUCAGAUUAAAUGCAUAUGUUUGGAUAUAAACAACAAAUUUGCAUUCAAAUAAAUUUAUUAUAUGUGCACCUUAUCCUUAUUUAGAACAUUAUUAUGCAACAACCAUAAAUACCGAAAAGAUGACCCAUAUAUCCACCAUACAAAAGAUAUUUUCAGAUAGUAUUUUCUUCUGGAAAAAAAAAUUGAAUCAAAUAUAAAAAGACCAUAUUUGCAAAUAAGUUUUGAUGAUGUUUCUUCUGAUUUUGGAAUCAGUUUUAUAUUUUCUUCUUUAAGAUUGUAACACAAAGAAAUAUAUUUGCAUCUUCUGAAGUCUUUGUAUGUUGUCGGUUAAUUAAGACAUAGUAGUGGAUGCAUGUGGACAGGUUAAUCUUGAUGCCUAAAUAAGAUAUAAUCUCCUUCAGAAAAUGCCUGUGAGAAUGUCCAGGGAACGUGGUGGGCAGAUGUGAUAUCAUCUCUGUCAAAUACAUUGGACACUAUCACUCUCUCUGUCAAACAAUGCCUGUAGCAAAGGCAUUAGCUGUGAUCUUUUUCAGAUUAACCCGAAUUCUGGAUUUUAAUCCACCUUUUCCAGGAUUAACACAAACUUCUCCCCACCAACCAUUCGCCAUUUAGAUCUGUAGUUAACAACUUAGUAGUAUGUGUGAUCAAUUUUUUUGUGUGUGUGGAACUAAUCAUAGAAAUAUAAUCAGAGCAAUUCGUUUCGUUUCAACCAAAAUUACUAUGCUAAAGUACAGAAUGUGUUCCGAGUCGUACUUUAAAACAUAUCAUAUUUUGUCUUAAAAUGUAAAGUGACGGCUAAAUUGCUCUGUAUUAUUGCGUGUAGGGAGUUUCUCUAUGCCUUAUUAUUCGAUUCUUAUGGCUGUUUUUAGGGUAUGCAACUUUUGAAUAUGUUCUGUGGUAUUAUUUACUGUGCACAUCAGCUCCUGUGAUACGUCUUACAGAGUUACAGUUUUUUUUACGCUUCCAGUGUCUUUUAAAACGAGCAAACAAGUCGAAUUUUAUACCAGACAUGUAUAUACAUAUAUACAAAUUAGACAAGGGCCUUAAAAGACAUUAUUUGUGUCAACUCGAGGCCCACACUGAGGAAGACUUGUAUUUUGGUACUGGUCAUGGUACGGAACUGGAAAUCUUGUCAUCUUGGUAACAAAGGUGAUUGUUUGAAUUUGUAAAUGCAGUUUUGAUCACAUCCUAGACCCAUUCCACAAAUCCAGUUUUGACUUCACUUUGUGAUUUUAAUUUUUGAGGAAAAAUAUCGCUCUGUGGAAUCUAUCCAGAGUUGUAGGCCUUGGUUUACGCCAUGUCUGCAGCCAUGUUGGAAAGUUUUGAAGGCAUGACCUCAUAAUUUAAUAGCCUGAUGUUCUUCGUUCCUGAUGUUAGCAAUUUUGGUGACCAAUACUUUUCUUCAGGUUGGAUGUAUUCAUUUUUUUUUAACAUUAAUGUCGCCAUAUGUGAUGAUGAUGAUGGUUUCUCUGAUACUUGUUCGUGAAUGUCCUCUGCUGAUGUAAAGUCCACAUGUACAAUUAAGCCGUUGAAUGGUUGUUUAUGACGCUCGUCUGUUGUACAGAAAUCGAAUGUGGACAUAUUUUUAUGGCGAACGAGUGCAAAUUGUUGAUUGUAUUUGCCCCGUUGAUGAUAUACAGGUAAACAUAAAAUUGUUGAUGAUUAAAAACUGAAAC
Liolophura sinensis is the source of this 6981-nucleotide messenger RNA. Its product is annotated as stromal interaction molecule 1-like. The record is from RefSeq and is a predicted model, not a curated record. Bases 362 to 1846 code for a protein of 494 amino acids. Gene Ontology annotation, molecular function: calcium channel regulator activity; calcium ion binding; protein binding. Gene Ontology annotation, biological process: intracellular calcium ion homeostasis; store-operated calcium entry; activation of store-operated calcium channel activity. The transcript has 15 exons. Gene Ontology annotation, cellular component: endoplasmic reticulum; plasma membrane. Lineage: Eukaryota; Metazoa; Mollusca; Polyplacophora; Chitonida; Chitonidae.